AUGGCCGUCGCAGCCAUCAUGCCUCCCUCCAUGCCGUCCUCCAAGAAGCGAUGUUGGAAUCUGCUCGUGAAGGACGUCAGGAACAACGCCCAGGAGGCCGAGGUGCUCUCCUCCUUCCGGAAGAGGUACACAUCGACCCGAAAGCUGGCCUUCCGGCCUGUCGCCGACUACGCCGGCGGCUCGACAUCAACCUCCAACCCUCCUCCUCCCCCCACCGACAACAACGACAACACCGACAACACCACCACCACCACCACCGCCACCACCACCAUCACACAGGGCGGCAGAGCCUGCAUCGAGAUCCAGUUCACCGGCCCGCAGCCCAUCGAGGGCCCCGCAGGCCUGAUGUGCAACCUUCUCCAGGCGACGUUCGUCUCGGCGCACCCCGUUCAGCUCGACCGGGGCCGCAAGAGGAAGACCCGGCCCGGCGGCGGCGGCGGCGGCGGCGGUCGUCCCCCCUCCUCCUUGGCCUCCUCCACACCUCCCUUGGCGGAAACAAGCGAAGAGGACGAUGACAUGGUCGUCAGCGACGACGACAUCUGCACGGCGUUCGGCGGAGCGUUCGGGGGCGAGGGGGGCCUGAUUCUCGGAGAAGGCGGCGGCGGCGGCGGCGGCAGCCUCUCAGCCCCGGUCCCCGCCACCACCGCCGACUUCCCGGCGUCAUCGGCGUCGCCGCCGCCGUGUCUGGGCCGCUCCUGCAGCGUCAUGACUGCCGAGGGCAACGACCUCCCCAGCAUCGACGAGGCGGAUGCGAGCGGUGACCGGCUGCCUGCGGCGGCGGCGGCGGCGCCGCCGCCGCCUUUCGGGGCAAGACCUGCCUCUGGUGACACCGACGACCCCGCGCCUUCCUCUGCCUCUUGCCCAGGCCUGGCCCGCGGCACCAGCUACGACGAGUGCAGAGCGGGCUUCAUGUCUCAAGAAGAAGCGGUCUCGCUAUUCGCCGCCACUGGUGCAGCCACGGCAGAAGCCAAACCACCGGCCUCCACUGCCGCCGCUGCCGCCGGAGACGACCAGUGGGAGCGCGCGCCCGGCGACGACCCGGACGGGCCGUUCUGCCCGCUCGCUCUGGAACGCCACUGUUCGUCGACUUGGGCGCUGCUUGACCCAACCCACGCCGGCGCUCCUGCUGCGGCGGUGACGGUGGCCGGGGAGGAAGGCGCUCCCGACCACCGGCGUGCCAGCAUAGUCCCCGACCCGUGUCUAGCGGCGGAGUCGUCGUUGGAGGAGCAGCAGCAGCCGACCAUGUGGUACGGCGAGGGACCUCACCACCCCGCCGUCCCCGCCGGAGGCGGACUCGAGCUGCCGCCAGCCGGGGACACGAUAGCGUUUGGUUGGUGCGAGCAGGAAUGUGACUUCGAUGGGAACUACGCCGCGAGGCCUUCCAAGACCGCCCGGGUACUUCCGCCUACCGCGGCGACAUCUUUCUUCCCAGAUCCAUCGGCGGUGGCGGUGGCGGCGGUGGCGGCGGCGGCGGCGGCGGCGGCCUGUACGUCCUCUCCCUCCUCGAACUCCCUCAACAACCGGUGCCGGUUCGCCUUCUUGGGCCUCGAGAGCGAGAUCCGCGAUUUCACCGUGUGCGCGCGGUUCUCCGUCGACCCGGCGUCAAGGGUGGAACGGUUCGCGAGCUUGCCCUUAGAUGGGGCAGCCGGUGGCGGUGGCGGUGGCGGCGGCGACCCUGCCGGAGCCGUUGGUGGAAGACGGGGUCGAGUGGACGCGGCGGUAGAGUUCCCCAGCAUCAUGGAGAUCUGGCCGGAGGUGUACAAAGUGGACAACAUUCGCGUCAUGGAGGUGGAUAUGGUCGUGGAAGUUCGAUCGUCAGACGGGAAUAUCUUGUACACCGGGCCAACGCUCAAGAUAACCUACCGGCGUUCCGCAGCGCGAACGUCCGCUCCGACGGAUGCCGCUGCCGCUGCCGCCCUAAUGACCUGACGGGAGACUCUCGCGGAGAAGGUCGUUGUUCCUAUCAGACGGAAAAAAUCUUCGUCCAAGGCGGGUCUUCCGUUUCAACACAUGCUCUGCCUGUGUAUGUAGAGUGCCUCCGGAGGGGGAGAAGCCGUGGUGCGGGCGUCCCUGCUUCUGUGUGUGUGUGCCUGUGUGCUGCACAGACGCGAGGGAGGGAAGGAGCCCCGUCGGGAGGGGCGAGAGCUUCGCUCGCUCUCUUGCGAUCCCGAAAACUGGAGUUUGCGACCCUGUUCCGGUCCACAGCAGCAGUCCUCCGUGGACAUGGGAAGCCGCGGUCUUUAAAGGGGUACUUUUCUUGAGCGUUUAUUUUAUCGGGUAGUCUUUGUGCUUGUCUUUCUUGAGUAGGUCUUCUGCUGGUGCUGCUGGUGUUACUGCUGUUGUUGUUGUACUUUCUGCGCAAUAGUUGCUGCACACGCGGGGUGCUUUGUCCGUGCUUUUGGGGUCCGUUAGCCCCCAUCGUGAACGUGUUUUCUGCAUAAUUGUUGUUGUUGUGCAAUG
Messenger RNA from Ectocarpus siliculosus, 2460 nucleotides. Lineage: Eukaryota; Phaeophyceae; Ectocarpales; Ectocarpaceae. The record is from the annotation of a GenBank genome assembly.